CAGGAUGGUGUCCCAUCAAUGGAGGAGGUUUGCUUUCUUCAGUAAGGAAGUUGUUAAAGAUGAAAACGGGGACAAGUGGUCCGGUCUUCAGGAUAUAGACAUAACAUGUACAGCUAGUGGGAGAGGUAAACUACUGAUUGGAGACAGUAAAGGUCACCUGCACUGUCUCACUCAGGACAUGAAGGAUGUGGAGGUCAGGAAACUGUACGAGACUCGUCUCACACAUCUGGUACAAAUACCUAAAGCUAAACAGAACAUUGUGGUUACUGUCGGGGAGGACGAACCUGCGCAUCCUAUACUCCGGGUGUGGAACAUGACCCCACGGUUAGCUGACAGUGGCUGUGUUCGUUACGUAGACCUGACGACCCUCUCCAAAACUAACGUUACAAUUAACGUGACUUGUAUUGUUGUCAGUGAUAACAUGUCUAACAUGGCAGUAGGAUUAGCAGAUGGAACUGUGUGGCUGUUUUACAAACACGACAUUACAAGGGAGCAGCGAUACAAAGUGAUCCACUCGGACAAGGCGUCUAUAACUGGACUGGCGUUCAACAAGGAAGUGGCAUUGUUUGUUGCUACUGAAACUGCGGUGCAUUCCUACAAACGGGUAUCAGAUAGCAACCCCUUGCCGACGUUUCUCUCCAGUGAGGGGUGUGGUCUGGGCCUGUCCCUCCUUACUGAUCACCAUCAGUACCAUCAGUUCCUUAUUGCUCCUAAGAAUAAGUUCCUUUUCUUUACUGUGGACGAUCCUGGAAAUAACCUCCCCAUGGAUGGUACCAGGUCCCACAUAGCGUGGUACAGGGGAUGUCUGGUGUCCGUCUCUUUCGCCAGGAGAACCAUGCUAAAACAGGACUCUAUCUGCGACCUGACCAUCUACGAUAUGAGCAACAAGUUUAUAGGGUUCACUGGAACGUUCCCACCAGUUAAAGCUCUGUUAGUAGAAUGGGGAUCUCUUUAUGUUAUCGGCAAAAACAACGAGAUCUAUAAACUCAAUGAGAAAGGGAUCCAAGAGAAGAUAGAUAUCUUAAAGAGGAAAUGUUUGUAUGAUGAUGCUAUACAGUUAGCUAAGAACAACCAGGACGAUCACAUGAACCUCAUUAAGGCGCACGGUGAUCAUCUAGCUAGUAAAGGGGAUCACGACGGAGCUAUAUCCAAGUAUAUCGGUACUAUCGGUCACGUGGAGCCUUCCUAUGUAAUCAGGAAGUUUCUAGAUGCUCGCCGUAUUCAUAACCUCACACAGUACCUAGAAGCACUACACGAAGCAAACGUAGCGAACCAAGAUCACACAACCCUGCUACUAAACUGUUACACUAAACUAAAGAAUGUGCAAAAGUUAGAGCAGUUUAUUAGAAGUGAGGGGGAACUGAACUUUGAUGUGGAGACUGCUAUCAAGGUUUGCAGACAAGCUACUUAUUUUGAUGACGCUGCUUACCUAGCCAAGAAGUUCAACCAAUACGAUUGGUACGUUCACAUACAAAUAGAAGAUAAGCAGGACUACAGAACUGCACUUGAUUACAUUAAUGAGUUACCUAGCCUGGAUAAGAAGAAGGAAAACGUUAAGAACUUCGGAAAACAGCUGAUGGACCACCUUCCUGAGGACAUGACAGAGUUUCUAAUACAGCUGUGUGGGGAGACUGAGGAUCCACCUCCACCAGAGGAGUUCAUACCUCUCUUUGUUAACAGGAAUGACUGUCUGAUACUGUUUCUCGAAGCUAUCGUGGAUAGACAACCUGAAUCAUCUUCUCAAGUUUAUAAUGCGCUGCUGGAGCUGUACUUAAGAGAUUCCCAGAAGGAAGAGUGUAGGGAGAAGAGAACAGAACAGGUAGUGGAGAUGCUGCAGAACGACACUGCUAGGUAUGACCCUGACCACGCCCUGCUCCUAAUGCAGCUGUACAGACUCCAACCUGGUAUUGUUAUACUCUGUGAGAAGCGUGGUCUUUACCAACACGUAUUGGAUUGUUACUGUGAGGACAACGAGUAUAAGAGUAUAAUGGACCUGUGUUGGAGGCUUGGUACUGAGGAGGCAUCACUCUGGGUACAAGCUCUCAGGUAUUUUGCAGUUCGGGAGGACGAGGAGAGUAGAGAACACGUGGCUGAGAUCCUACAGUACAUCGAACAGAAGAACCUUCUUCCUCCUCUAAUGGUGGUAAAAGCUUUAUCAGAGAACGCUAAAACUCCCAUAUCAGUGCUGAUGAACUACAUAACACGACACAUACAGAUAGAGGAAGAGCAGACAAAUGAGAAUGAGAUCCUGAUCAAGAAAUAUUCUGAGGAAGCUACUAAAAUGCGGGAAGAGAUAAAGAAGCUAAAGACAGAACCAGUAAUCUUCCAAACAAACAAGUGUACUCAGUGUGUGAAGAAACUGAACCUACCUGCUGUUCAUCUCCUCUGUAAACAUUCCUGGCAUCAGCAGUGCUUCGAAGAGUUAGCUGAUCUGGAGGAAGAUUGUCCUAUUUGCUCCCACGAUAACAGACAAACUCUCGAACACCUUAAAUCUCUUGAUCAGAUAGAAAACCUGGAUCAACAGUUCUUUAGAAGUGUUGAAAACGCCCCUGACCCCUUUACUGCUGUAGCUGACUUCUUUGCUAAAGGAGUGUACAACAAGCCUGUGGUAAUUGACGGGGAAAAGAAAUCAAAGCUGCAAGUAACCCGUUCCAGACCUCAAGUAACACCAGGAUUACCAGGGUUACCAGGGUUACCAGGGUUACCAGGGUUACAACAGUCCUACCAGGGGGGAGGCAGGGCUAGAUCUAGUGCUGUUACCAGGGAGGCCAUUGUGUUUGAUAACUCUCCUCCUUCGCAGCUGAUACCCCAGGAUAAUCCCUUCGCUGAACCUGAGUCUAACAACCCCUUCGCUGCAACCCCGGUUACCAGCACCAACAACCCCUCCGACCAGAAUCCCUUCGCUGCUGAUGACCCGGUUGAGGAGUCCAAUAACCCCUUUGCUGACGAUGAUAACCCGUUCGGGAGUGAUUCUGUGGCGAGGAGUCCUAUUCAGUUUAUAUCGUAGCUGUGUUUCAGUGGUCUUAUUGGUUUGUAACUUGGAGCUGUUUGGGGUUUGUGUUGUGUGAUUUAAAACUGCUGGACAGUUAGCAGGGAUGUGGAAUGUUUUGAAUUAUGUGGAUCUGGUUCUGGAAUGUGUCAGUAAAAACUGAACAAUCACAAUUUAUUAACUGUUGAAAUGAUUUUGGAACUACAAUUUUUCUAUGUACGGUGUUGUGACUUGCGGGUUCUUCAAAACUUAUUAUUAUUGUACUCAAGACAAUAAUGUCUUCUGGAUAAUUGUUGAAAUUGAAGAUAUCUUUGUUCGAAAAAAUUAAUUAUGUGAAUACAAAAAUGUAAGUUCAGUAAUCAACGUGAUCAAAUGUCAUUGAUUGAAAUGUAUACGUUACACAUUUUGUCGCUGUCUUGAUUUCGUUUCGGUACGAUUUGUUUAAAUAUUUUGAAUUUCUUUUCGAUGCAAAUUGUAUGUAAUUAAAUUUGAUGUUUUUAUAUUAUAAUGUAACCUCUUUUCGAAUUAUUUGCAUUCAAAUCCCAUGGAAAUUAAAUGAAAAUCUGUGGUCACUACCAUAUAUAAUACCACUUAU
Molecule: messenger RNA, 3584 nt
Organism: Bolinopsis microptera
Lineage: Eukaryota; Metazoa; Ctenophora; Tentaculata; Lobata; Bolinopsidae
Product: vacuolar protein sorting-associated protein 11 homolog
Exons: 26
Coding region: 5-3007 (1000 amino acids)
Biological process (GO): vesicle-mediated transport; vacuole organization; intracellular protein transport
Cellular component (GO): HOPS complex; endosome
Molecular function (GO): protein binding; protein-macromolecule adaptor activity
Source: RefSeq, a predicted model, not a curated record